GUAAAUGUUUUAAGUGUAUAAUAAAUAAAGAGAUCACUUAGAUAUGGUAAUUAAAUGUGAGUAGCCUGAUAGUAUGCAGUUUCUGAUUAGUCAGUGGUGGUUGACCUUAAGGGGGCUUGGCAGUUAAACAGUUAACUCGCAGUGAUUAGGCAGGUUCUGCACGUGCCCGGGCCUCAGCCCCUGAGGCACCCAUGCUGGCUGUGUUUCCUGCUAAGCCCCGCCCCCAAGAUGCACAUGCUGGCUGUGUUUUGCUAAGCUCCGCCCCACCCUGGAGACACCCACACUGGCAACAUCCUGCUCUCAUUAUAUUUGUUUACCUUUCGCCUGUGCUGAUAUCUUCCCGUUUUGACUCGGGUGGUGGGGGGGGACCUGUGAUUCAAGUGAGGGGCAGCGAGGGCUUUGUGGUAACAGGAUGUGACGUUGGCCAGGCGCGUGUGCAUGUGUGUGUGCGUGUGUGUGUACGUGCCUGCGCGCCGUCCGGAGCAGGAUGUGCAGGACCAGGACAGCGGCCCCGGCCCUUCCUGUGACGGCCCCGAGGCCCGGAGAGCGACUCGUGUCUCAGGACUCCCAUGCGCUCCAAGGGCUGCGGGUGCGAACCUCGGCGAGGGCCCAGGGCACUCUGUGCCUGCUGGCCCUCGCUGUCCAAAGAUCUUGCAGAACAUGACAGGCCCCUAACACCCACCAAAGGCAUGGCCGCAGCUUGGCCUGGACCCCAGCCUGAACCAUGCCCUGGGCCUGGGGCCAAGGCCAGACUCGGUGGGGUGCUGGAGCGUUCCCCAGGGGCCCCGGAGCGGGUGCUCAGGGUCUUCCACCAUUUUGAGAGCAGCAGUGAGCCAGACACCUGGGCCAGCAACGUCCGGCACGGAGACGCCACUGACGUCCGGGGCAUCAUCCAGAGGAUCCUGGACCUCCACAGUGUGAGGAGCACUCCCUGCUUCGGCCUGCGUCUUUCUCACCUGCGGUCAGGGGAGGUGCACUGGCUGCAUCCUGACAUCGGCGUCACCCACGUGAGGGAGAAGUUCGAGCAGAACCAAGCCCAGGAGCACUGGAGGUAUGAACUCCGCAUUCGCUACUUGCCGAAGGGAUACCUGACUCAAUUCAUGGAGGACAGGCCAACGCUGAACUACUUUUACCAGCAGGUUAAGAGUGACUACAUGUCGGAAAUUUCAGAUCACGUCGACCAAGAUAUCGCUCUCAAGUUAGGCUGCCUUGAGAUCAGGAGGUAUUUCAGGGAGAUGCGUGGAAAUGCUCUGGAUAAAAAGUCAAAUUACGAGUUACUGGAGAAGGAUGUCGGCUUGAAACGCUUCUUCCCCAAAGCUUUACUGGAAUCCAUUAAGCCCAAGACGCUGCGAAAGCUGAUCCAGCAGACCUUCAAGCUGUUCGCCAACCUGAACGAGGAGCAGAGCAUCCUCAAGUUUUUCGAAAUCCUUUCACCAGUUUACAGAUAUGACAAAGAGUAUUUCAAAUGCGCCCUCGGGUCGAGCUGGGUUAUCGCCGUCGAGCUUGCAAUUGGACCUGAGGAGGGGAUCAGCUACCUUACUGACAAGGGUUCGAGUCCUACCCAUCUGGCUGAGUUCAGCCAUGUCCAGGCCAUCCAGUUCCCCGGCCUCGAGGACAAGGACAGGAAGGGUGUGCUGCAGCUGGACGUGUCGGGGGCCGUGGAGCCCCUGACUGUCACGACUUCGUCACUGAGUGCGGCAGAGAACAUGGCCGACCUGAUCGACGGCUACUGCCGCCUGGUAAAGGGGGUGUUGCAGUCCUUCAUCGUCCGGCCGCUGAAAGAGGGAGAGAGAGCGCUACCGUCAGUGCCCAGUGAAGCUGGCGGCAGCGAGAAGCGGCUUCAGGGAGGCAGGACGCGGGCUGUCUCAGAUGAAGUUAGCGGGGGAGAGACAGACGACUAUGCAGAAAUCGUAGAUGACGAGGAUGUCCACACCAUGCCCUCCAAAAGCUGUGGGCUUUAUAAAGCCAGAGACUACGAGGUCCAGCGAGAGUGGGUCCAGCUGGGACGCUGCAUCGGAGAGGGGCAGUUCGGGGACGUUCACCAGGGCGUCUUCACGAGCCCGGGCCACUCCUGCCUGUCCGUAGCGGUCAAGACGUGUAAAAACUGCACUUCGGAUAGCGUCAGAGAGAAAUUCCUACAAGAAGCCUUGACCAUGAGGCAGUUUGAUCACCCGCACAUAGUGAAGCUGAUCGGCAUCAUCACCGAGAGUCCAGGCUGGAUCGUCAUGGAGCUGUGCACCCUGGGAGAGCUGCGUUCCUUCUUACAAGUCAGGAAGUACACCCUUGGUUUGGCCUCCCUCAUCCUCUUCGCCUACCAGCUGAGCACAGCUCUUGCUUAUCUGGAAAGCAAGCGAUUUGUGCACAGAGACAUCGCUGCCAGGAACGUCCUGGUGUUUUCCGCAGACUGCGUCAAGCUGGGAGACUUCGGCCUCUCUCGAUACAUGGAGGACUGUUCCUAUUACAAAGCUUCCAAAGGGAAGCUACCUAUUAAAUGGAUGGCCCCUGAAUCCAUUAACUUCAGACGCUUCACCUCUGCUAGCGACGUGUGGAUGUUUGGCGUCUGCAUGUGGGAGAUCCUCAUGCAUGGGGUCAAGCCAUUCCAGGGGGUGAAGAACAACGACGUCAUCGGCAGGAUAGAGAACGGCGAGCGGCUGGCCAUGCCCCCCAACUGCCCCCCCACCCUGUACAGCCUAAUGACCAAGUGCUGGGCCUACGACCCAAGCAAGAGGCCCCGCUUUACUGAGCUCAAAGUACAACUCAGUACGAUCCUGGACGAGGAGAAGCUUCAGCAGGAGGAGCGCGUCCGCACCGAGAUGAGGCGCCAGGCCUGGGACAGUGGCGGAACUGACGAAGCCCCCCCAAAACCCAGCCGCCCCGGAUACCCCAGCCCCCGCUGCAGUGAGGGGUUCUACCCCAGCCCCCAGCAUGGGGGUCAGCACAACCAUUACCAGGUCUCCGCUUAUGCCGCCCCCCAUGGGAAGUACCCACAGGCCUCGCUACUGGACCCACAGGAGACCCGGAACCACCUGCACCCACAGGACGUACCCGUGUGGCCCUCCAGUGCGGAGGAUGGGGGGCCGUUGGAGCGGCGAGGAAUGGGCCAGGGGCUGCCCCCCCAUCUGAUUGAAGAGCAGCUCUCGCUGCAGCAGAUGGAGGAGGACCAGCGCUGGCUGGAGCAGGAGGAGCGUCUCCUGAAGCCGGAGCCGAGGAAUUCAAGGGCCAGCGCCGACCCAGAAGAAGGCAGCCUGCCGGGGCCGGCAGGAAACCAGCACGUCUACCAGCCCAUCGGCAAGCCAGAUCACAUUGCCCCCCCCAGGAAGCCCCCCCGACCUGGAGCCCCCCACGCCGGCGUGACAGCGGACAGCUACAACGAUGGAGUGAAGAUUCAGCCCCAGGAGAUCAACCCCCCUCCCACAGCCAAUUUGGAUCGCUCCAACGACAAAGUGUAUGAGAAUGUGAUGGGACUGGUCAAAGCAGUCAUCGAGAUGUCCAGCAAAAUACAGCCGGCACCCCCAGAGGAGUACGUGCCCAUGGUGAAGGAUGUGGGCCUGGCACUGAGGAUGCUGUUGGCUGCCGUCGAUGAAACGAUACCCAGUCUACCUUCGGGGUCACACAGAGAGGUGGAGAUGGCCCAGAAGCUGCUGAACUCAGACCUGGCCGACCUCAUCAGCAAGAUGAAGCUGGCACAGCAGUACGUCAUGACCAGCCUGCAGCAGGACUACAAGAAGCAGAUGCUGACGGCCGCCCACGCACUCGCUGUGGACGCCAAGAACCUGCUGGACGUCAUCGACCAAGUGCGCCUGAAGAUGGCGCCGCAGCCGCGGCCUCAGUAACCCCAGCGUAAGAGGCGGAGUCAGACGGAGACGACCAAUCGGGCUGAACUGGAAUGGAACAUUUAUCAUACACCAGCUUGGCAGGAAGGGCAACUCCUACAGCCAGGGCUCAGCCAAUGGGAAUGCAGAUCUUCUGCUAAGACUCCCACCCAGUAUCUUUCGACACGCCCUCCCAGGGUCUGCGAAAGACACGCCCAGAGUUUCCAGUGGCGAUUCAAUGUACUCUUCUUCUUUUUUUGUAUCUGGAGAUUUUAUUCAGAUAAAAGUAAAGGGUUCAGCUACAGUUCAGCAGACACAGUGAAGAUGCUCCAGUACGGCUGGGGAAGAGAACACCUCCAAGCUACUCUGUACAUAGUCCAGGGAAACCCAAAAGUUCACAAUUCUUAAUGCUAAACUAUGGUUCCUUUUGUGUCGGUCACAUUUAAUGUGCUACUCUUGCCGUUGUGUGGAGGGUUCGAAAUAGAUAUAUUUUGUUUUAAUUUGUUUCCACCUCUAUCAUAUAGGGGGACAUUGAUGGAAUUCAAUAUGAAUAAAUUAACUAAAUGCAGAAA
Messenger RNA from Brienomyrus brachyistius, 4384 nucleotides. RefSeq names its product focal adhesion kinase 1-like. Gene Ontology annotation, biological process: protein phosphorylation; signal complex assembly. Gene Ontology annotation, molecular function: protein tyrosine kinase activity; ATP binding. Lineage: Eukaryota; Metazoa; Chordata; Actinopteri; Osteoglossiformes; Mormyridae. Gene Ontology annotation, cellular component: cytoskeleton; focal adhesion. The record is from RefSeq and is a predicted model, not a curated record.